Molecule: messenger RNA, 1184 nt
Organism: Chaetomium strumarium
Lineage: Eukaryota; Fungi; Ascomycota; Sordariomycetes; Sordariales; Chaetomiaceae
Exons: 1
Coding region: 378-1151 (257 amino acids)
Source: RefSeq, a predicted model, not a curated record
CCGCGACUGGCAAAGCAGCCCAUCCCGAGCGGCCUGAAGAUGCAGGCGGAAGGUUGAUCACAGCUCGUCGCCCAAUGAGAGCGCCGUACUGGUCCGGUUGGCAGCGUGUAAGCGCCGGCCUCGUCCAAUCCCGGAGCGAUGCGCCUGAGGCGGGGCAAGUAUCGCCGGGCCGGCAGACGCUCUACGCAGUGCCAGCCCGACUGCAUAACGUCGCCAGCGACCCAGUGGCCAUUUUGUACAGUCCCGGAGGUCGUCGGACGGAAGACACCAUGCUGUGGUUUCAUAGGGCGUUGGCUGGGCCAGUUCCUGCUUCUUGUCUUUACCCCAACUAUAUGUGUACGGAAUACUGUCACAGUACAUAAGAUAAUCCAUGCAAUAUGGCGCCUCCGACCUCUCAGAGUAACGUGACCGCGACUGGACCACUUGAGUACGGGCGUGCACUUCCCGAGAAAAUAAGAAGGGGGAAAAAGAAGACCGAAGGAGCAGAGAUAAGGAGAAGGCCGCCCAUCCAGUGUGAUGAACUCUCAUCUCAUCAAUUUGGUUCGCGGUUGGGUUUUCGGUGGGGGUCCCUGGUGACUGGGGAGCGGGCGCGUUCGCGCGGGAGAUCUUUUCGGCGAUCGGCCCUGGAUUCCAACGCUUCAAGCGUCUCCCAGUUCCAGACUGCGCGCCGCGCUGCUGCGUUACACAUAACUAACCCAUUAAAACCACGACACCGACGAAGUCUGGUUAUGGCUGCCCAAAACACCUGGAGUGGCGCACCAUGUCUCCAGGUGUGUGACUUACCGAAUUUAUUUAACCGAGGAAAGGCUCAGAUGACGUGCCACAGUGGACAGUGGAGAGCUGAACCGAGUGCGUGGAAACUCCGAUCUGCGAGGGGAAGGACACGAUCUCACCGAUCGAGACGAGCCGAUCGCAGAGCGGGAUGGAGCAGCGAAUCCCAAGGACAAGUCGAGUCAGUCGACAGUUCAACCCCGUUAUUGAUUUCUGCCGAGACCGUUGCGGGAUUACCUACACUAGCUACACUAGCUCACACUAGGCACGCCGUUGCGCCGCCUCCAAACCUCCAUAGCUUUCGCCGGGCAUUGUUGAGGAUUGACCCCUUCGUCGUUGUUGUUGUCGAUUCUCUUGCUUUCAGAUGCCUCCCUGAGUAAUCGACUGCACGGUAUGCCCCAAUAUUCGUAUUG